AUUAAAAAAUUAUUACAUGUCAGUUAAUUUCAGUAUCAUAUGUAAAACUCAUUUGUUGGCUAAAUAAAAAUGUGUUUUUAUUUUUUAAAUCAAUUAAAUAAAAAAUUUUAAAUUCUGAACAUCGGAUUAGUGUUGUUUUAAUUUUAAGUUCUCUGUUUACACUGAACAUUAUUCAAAAAAUUUAAUUCUCAAAUGUCUCAAUUAUGAAUGAUCUUUUUAUUUCAAAUUCUAUCAUAUCUGACGAUCAAGAGUAAGUUGAAAAAUAUUUAAACUUGGUCAAGUAAAACAGUAUUCUUUCCUGUUAAAAGUGCCGUCAAAUUUUUUGUCUUGAUUACUUAUCUGAUUGCGUACCGUAUCUAAAUUAAAAAGUAAUUUCCAAUGUAUGAUCCCACGUGUUUGAAUUAACAAGUAAUUUUUUAAUUUUUAAUCCCACGUUUCUGAAUUAGAAUUAAUUUUUGAAAUUUUAAACCCACGUAUCAAUUUAAAAACUAAUUUUUUAAUUUUUAAUUUCACUUGUCUGAUUAAAAAUUAGUUUUUCGAUUUUGAAUUAAAAAUUAAUUUCGUAAUUUUAAUCGAUAAAAUUUCAAUUACGGAUUAAAAAUUUAAUUUUCAAUCGCAAAUAUUCUCAAUAAAGAAUUCGCAACCCUGAUCCACACUCAUAUUUUAAAUAAUUAGCAGCCAUCAUGUCAUCUCAAUUCAGCUAACGACCACUUUAACGAAUUUUUAACCCUUAACCCUUAACUGGUCAUCUCUACGAUUUUCAACAUCUUAAUAAAUACACUAAUAUACUAAGUAUACAAGGAAAAUCCGAAAUUUACUUCGCUGAAUUUUUUCGAUUCAAAUUUAUUAAUCGUUACAUGAUUUAAUCAUUUGGCUUGAGCAAAUAAUAAAGGAAGAAUAAAAAAAUGGAAGUUUAUACUUUCGACAAAAGUUUACAAGAACGUACCGUUGAAUUUACGGAAAUAUUAUCAAGCCGUGAAACAAUUGUUCCAGCAUCUCGAAUUAAAUCAGAAUGGUCUUAUCAUGUUGAGUUAGUGAUUGAACCAGUUGGCUGGCAAGCACUGUGGAAAAUACCUAGACUUACUUGCCAAGAUUUUCAGAUUCAUUAUCCUACUGUUGUUGUCGUAUUAGCAGAACAAGUUAAUUAUUCAGAGCUGACUGUCUUAAUAAAAAUAAUAGCAGUACAAGAUGAAAUCCAUUUACCAGAAAAAUACGAAGUGCCUUUAAUUGAAUUGUAUCCAACUAAAAAUCAAGAUAACAAUGCAUUGGAUGUAGUAGGAACUGCUCAUUGUAUCGAUCAAUUAAGAUUUUUUUACAAUUAUCUAUGGAUGCCUUGGGAUAUCGAUGAUGAUGACAAUGUUGACUGGGUGACACUUCAUUUAGAAACUCGAUUGCGACUAUUUUUUGAUAUUAAACGUAAUAAUGUAAAUAAAGAAACUGCUGAUAUAAUAAGGACUUUAAUAAAGGAAGCUAAAGAUAUUUUCGAUAAAAUAUCGAGAUUAGAAGCAGAUAUUUCUGAUGAAGAUGAAGAUGAUGAAGAAAAAGAAGAUACUAAGUGCUUAGUAGAUGAAGGAAAAACUUGUCAACUUAUGAAACUUCAUUUUAGAAUGCAACAAAUUAAAGCUGAAAUGGAAGUUCUGGAAAAUCCUGCAAUGAGGGCUGUGUUACAGAGGAAUCCUGAUACAAACAUUUCAAAUAUUCAAAUUAAAAGAAGAAAAAGUCGAGACAAAAAACUGGAGGCUUUUGUAGUAUGGCAAGGAGGAUCUUUAGAGGAUACAAUAACGUGUUUGAAAAAAAUUGAAAAUUUUUUACCAAAAGAUAUAUUUAUUAAAAUUACAGGAUACAUGCAAGAAGCAUUGGAUGCUUCUGAGACGAAUGAUAAAAUAUUUAUCGGGGAAGGAGAACAUUAUAUUGCAGGAGCUGGAGGUUUGGAGAACGGAGGGUUUAUCAAAGGUAUUGGCAAUUAUCAAAAUACUAUUAUUUGUGCCAAAGAAAACAUAUGUAGUUCAUCAUUGUUAGAUUUUUCUGGAGAAGAGGUUCUCUUAGAUAAUGUUACUGUUGAUCUUGGCGAGCUUCAAGUGGGAAUUCUAGUUAGGAAAGGCGUCGUUAAAUUGAUCGGUUGUAAAAUAUUUGCAUCUAAUCAAAGUGUGAUGAAACUAGGAAUCGUUGUGUUGCCUAAUAGUAAACUCAUUGUUGAGAAUACAGUAUUUGUAAAUCUUGGAACAGCAGUCGUUGUUCAUGCCGCUGGAGAUAUUACUAUGAAAGAAUGUAAAUUUGAAAAAUGCAUGGAAGGCAUUCAACUUCAGGAUGAAGCGCGGGUACGUCUCACAGAUUGCUAUUUAUCGGGUUUUAUAGAGUACGGCAUUCGUUUAGAAACCCAAAAAUAUCUUACAAGUGCGGAAGGGAAAAGUGGCAGCGUAAAUCUCUUGAUGAAUGUUACAGAAAUAUCCUUGGAAGGCUGUACUUUAGAAAAUAAUAAACAAGGAGAUGUGUUAUUAAAGCCGCGACUAAUUACUACCAUAUCAUCAAAAAAUGAAAACCAAAUGGAAAUAUGAUUUUUCAGAAACUGUUUAUUUGAUGUAUUUUAUUAUUUUUCUAAAACUAAUGCAACAAUACUUUUAAUUAUUUUAAAGAAAAAUGACUUGAUGUUGAUUCACAACUUUUUAGUAUACUCAGUAUCAUUUGUAAUUAAAAUGUGUUUUUUUAUUGUACAGUAAAGUUUUUCUAUUGGUAAUAAAACGUAUCUUGUUGAGAGCAGAAGCAGAUAAUAAUAAUGUUUUAAUUAAAGUGGAUCCGCCUGGCUUUAUAAUCUAAUCAAAUCGAAGUCACGAUUAACCCUUUUUGUUGCUACAAGGUUUAUUU
Messenger RNA from Microplitis demolitor, 2862 nucleotides. RefSeq names its product protein nessun dorma (gene nesd). The transcript is spliced from 6 exons. Lineage: Eukaryota; Metazoa; Arthropoda; Insecta; Hymenoptera; Braconidae. The coding region runs from base 906 to 2555 and encodes 549 amino acids. The record is from RefSeq and is a predicted model, not a curated record. Gene Ontology annotation, biological process: spermatogenesis; male meiosis cytokinesis.